AUGGUAAUAACUAAUGAUCUAAGCAGAUAUGAAACCUUUUGGGAAGAUGUUUAUAUGUGCUAAAAUGUCUACGACUGCCUUAAUAAAUAUGUGAUAGGAGGGAUUAGCUUGAUAUUCGUAGCUUUGUAUUCGCAGGCAAUAAAGAGAAUUAAAAAGAAGAAUUCGGUCGACUUGGAUGUGAGGGACAAACUAUUGCUAAGUAUCGCCUUAACAGAAUCUAUAUUUGCUCUUCUCUAUCACAUCUUCUUUGAGCAAUAUAUUCUACUGUUUAUCAUUAGAAUAGUCAAAAUGCUUGAACAAGUGACUAUUUGCUUUAUUUUGGUUGAACUUACACUUCAGAAUCUGCCUCUAAUGAAGUCAUUUUGGAUUACUCUGGGUAGCUGCGUAUUAGCCAUCAUUGUAAUGAUCGCAGUUGUCAUUUACAAAAACACUUAUGAAUUCCUUUACGAGAAAAGCUUUAUAUGGAUCAUAAUUUCCAUAUUUUAAUCAGUGAUAUCUGUAGUCACCUUCCUAUUGACUUGCAUAUUGAUUAAAAAGGAUCCCCAAUGGCAAUCUGAAAAUAGCAAGAACCAGUUUAAACUGAUUAUGAGAAGAAGUAGUGUUGACUUGAAAAGCAAUAGAUAGCUUUUAGACUUUUCGCUGGAGUCUUAUAUGCCUCCCCCAGUAAACUAAAAUCCCUUCCAUAACAGAUAGUCUUCAGCAGUGAACCUAUCGAAUCCAGGUCAAGACGUUAAGAAGCAAUUUAAAAGAGUGUAUUAAGAGCAGUUAGUAAUUAGAAGAUCGAAGCUAUUUUUGCUUAUGAUCACCUCAGUUAGCACAAUAGCAAUUAUGAUGAUCCUUGACAUCUAUGUGUAUGUAUUUCUGUAGAAUUAACAUGGCCAUAAUUUCUAAAUUUACGUGACAAUUAUCAUAAUCACAGGCAGAGUUCUUCAGUAUCACUCUGUGAAUUUGUUCUUCUACUUUUUCCUCUACUGGCCAUAUCGCAGGACAUUCUAGCCUAAAUAAGCCAAUUAUGAUGUUUCUUAUAUUUCAGAGCUAGAAGUAAAUGAUAUCAGCAUAAUUCAAAAGAAAGAGACAUUAGUUGGAUUGGAAUUGUAAAAGAACAUUUCUGAAAGUAAUCCGCAUGUUGUUAAUCAUAAUAAUCAUAAAUAAAAGACUAAUAUGUAUGGAAAAACUAAUAUAGAAACCGAUAAUUCUUAUGCUCUGUGA
Messenger RNA from Stylonychia lemnae, 1209 nucleotides. The record is from the annotation of a GenBank genome assembly. NCBI's taxonomy places the organism in Eukaryota, Ciliophora, Spirotrichea, Sporadotrichida, Oxytrichidae.